AUGAAAAAAGUGGUUUCUCAAGAAAAUCUAAUAUCUUUGCAGUCAUACCGCACAUUUUUCGAGUCAACAAGUGAAUCAUCAACAAAUAGAAACAUGAUUUAUAAAACAAUAUCAACUCCUCUUUUUGAAAAACGAGAAAAGCGAAGCCAAUUGUCUACAAGAUCGGCAGGAAGAAUAGCAUCUCCAUCCCCAGUGACUAUUUCUAGUAAAAUUAAAAACCGGAAUAUACAUCAAGAUAUCCAAGUUACCCCAGAGCUUGCUUCUCAAGUAAUUAAACAAUUUCUCCUUCCUAUGUUUGAAGCAGAUGGCCGUAACAUAGCUGCUAAAAGCAGAUCAUCUCUAUUUGGGGUCAAUUCUAAAGAAAACUCAGAAAGAACAGCGAAAUGCAAGCUUAAAUCCUCCAUAACAAAUUCUUUUUUUUUUAAAAUAAAAAAUUAUAAAAUUAAAAUUUUUUUAUCCAUUUAAUAGGAAAAUUAGUGAUAUUAUUUCAAAACAAUUAAACAUGACUAAUAAAGAGCUUGAAAAUCUAAAAAACCGAUGAACUGAUGCAGAGCUAGAAAAAAAGCGAAUCCAAGCUGAGAUUGAUGAAGUUAAAGGAAACUUAAUAGGCAGCAUUUGCACGCUGAAUAAUCUAAAAUACCAAAUCCAAGAAACCAACAAAUCAAUGAAGUCUGAGCAGCUCAAUGCAAGCUUAGUCAAUCAACAAAUCAACGAAUAUAGGCAGCUUAAUAUCAAAAAAGAAGCAGAUCGAAUUGAAAAUAUUGAUCAACUCAAUAAAGAAAGAAUUCGAAAUAAAAUGCUUGGCGACAAAGCUAAUGAACUUCAACACUGGAACGCAGCCUUACAAAUGCAAAAUGAUAUCAUGGGAGAAAGGCUCAAAGGGCUUUAUGGAGCUUGUGAAGACUUGUGUGGCAGCGAAAAAAGCACUGAAAAAAUUGAUAAUGAACAUCAAAUUAUCAGAAAACGAUGCGACGAUUUGUUUGGUUUUUGAGUGAAAACUGAAGAAGAUGCUUUACAGACAACUAAGAGCUGCAUAGAAUUUAUAUUUCAAAAUGAUACAACUUCUACGAAAAGGCUAGGAUAUAGAGAUGAAGUCAGACGAUUAAAAAACACUAUGAAAGAAAUAUUAGGCGCUAUGGGCAAAAAAGUCUCCCAAGCCAAAGAUGAAAGAGACACAUAUGAAGAAAAAUGCUCACAAAUGGAAAAAAAGUUCAAAGAAAUAAAUGAAAGCUAUGCAAAAGUGAGGCUCCAAAUUAAAGAAAUGAACGCUAACUACUCCCAGCUCUAUGAGCGUACAAAACUUUUAGAAAAAUCCCUAUUUUUUGGGUAAAACCCACCGUCCGUUGGAGAACAAAAAAUUCUUUAAUAUCAUAAAAUCUCUUGCUAACUCUGUUUAAUUUUAAAAAAUAUUUUAAAAUUAAAUUAAUAUUGCUUCCCGAAUUGGGAUUUUUUAAAUUCCGAAGAAAAAAAAUUAAACCAUCUCCGUAAGCGAACAAAAUUUUUUUGUUUGCUCUGGAGGGGUAAGAGGAAACAGUUUGGCUUAAAUGAAGAAAAGUUAUGCAAAAAUUGCAAUAGACCUUUUUUUGAAAAGGACAAUUACAAUUGAUCUUGUCUAAGACAUGCUGGCAAAUGGAAUGGAAUGAUGUACUGGUGCUGUGGAAAUAUUAAAGAAGACACCCCUGGCUGCGUGACUUCUAAGCACGAAAGCAGAGAUGAAGACGAAGAAGAAGAAAACGAGCCCACAGAAGAAAUUGAAAAGAAAAAAUACAAUAAAAGAUGCCCGAGCUGCAGAGAAAUCGGACACUUGCCUAGCCAAUGUCCUAAAGAUCCAAAUGCUCGAAGCAAUGUAAGCCAAACAGAAGAGCUCGACCGAAUUGUAUUAGCUAAAAGAAGAAGGGACAGGAUGGGGAACAUGUCUAAUGAAGUAACCUCCAAAUUAAAAUCAAUGAACAAGCUUAACCAGCUUGGCGAAAUAAAGACUAUGAGGAGCAAUUUUGGCUUUGAAGAUAUAGAAGAGGUCAGGAUGGCAGCUGUGACCUCACCCCCUAUCAAUGUUUUUGAGAUCGCCAAAAGGAAAUCAGAAAGGUCAACUACUAUUAAACAUAGAAGACUUACAAGGACCAAUAUCAGUCUGAGCAAAGAGCUAGCUGGGAUUAUUGAUUCCAAUAAUGAACUUACCCCUAAAGGGUAUGAAUUAAACUCGUCAAGAAGAUCCAACCUUAAACUGUCACCUAUAGACACAAAGAACCCAGAAACCACUUGUGAAACAGAAAAAGGGUAUUAG
Blepharisma stoltei is the source of this 2284-nucleotide messenger RNA. NCBI's taxonomy places the organism in Eukaryota, Ciliophora, Heterotrichea, Heterotrichida, Blepharismidae. The record is from the annotation of a GenBank genome assembly.